Molecule: messenger RNA, 1122 nt
Organism: Kalmanozyma brasiliensis GHG001
Lineage: Eukaryota; Fungi; Basidiomycota; Ustilaginomycetes; Ustilaginales
Product: Transaldolase
Exons: 2
Coding region: 1-1122 (373 amino acids)
Biological process (GO): carbohydrate metabolic process; pentose-phosphate shunt, non-oxidative branch
Cellular component (GO): intracellular anatomical structure
Molecular function (GO): transaldolase activity
Source: RefSeq, a predicted model, not a curated record
AUGACCGCUUCCACCGUGCCCAUCAUUGUCAGCGCUGCUGAGCAGCUCGAGAUUGACGUCGACACCCUCGAUGUCGGUCUCUCGCAGCAGCUCAAGUCGCUCGGCGUCCACCCCAACGACAUGACCUCGAACCAGUUCAUUGUCGCCGACGCCCUGGCUACCGAGGAGAACCAGGCCAUCCUCGAGCAGGUCAUCCGCGACAGCCCCGAUGCCGACUGGCUCACCAUCCUCGACAAAGUCAGCGUCAAGCUGUGCUCGCUCAACAUUGGCAACAUCUCUGGCCGCGCACUCCUCCAGGCCUCGCCCUCGCACGCCUACAAUGCCGAGGGCAUCGUCGCCCACGCCCUUGCCUACGACCGCGAGUUUGCCGCCGUCGGCAUCACCAAGGAGCGCUACUGCAUCAAGAUCCUCACCACCGGCGCUGGUAUGCUCGCCUCGCAGAUCCUCCAGAGCCAGCACGGCAUCCAGACGCUCGGCACUGGUCUCUUCUCGGUGCCCCAGGCGCUCGCCGCCGCCCAGGCCGGUUGCCUCUACAUCUCGCCCUACUACAACGAGAUCCUCGCCCACUUCACCCCUCCCGCUGAGAGGUUGGUCUACGAGAACCCCGCGACGCAGCACCCCAUGUCGCCCCGUAUGGCGCACAUCUACCAGGCCUACCGCGACCUUGCUGUGGCCAACCCAUCGCAGCGCGUUCCCGUCAUCAAGGCUGCUUCUUUCAUUGCCAUGAACGAGGUCCUUGCCAUGCCCGAGCUCGGUGCGCAGCAGACGACCAUCCUGGCCCCCACCCUGGUCGAGAUGAUCUCUGGUCAAACCACCGCCCGCCCUGCCGGAAGCAAGGUCUACCGCCCCAGCAAGACGUAUGCGCUCGAGUUGCCCGAGGCGACGCUGCCGCUGCUCAAGGUCGACCCCCUCCGCGCCGACGGCGUGCCCCAGGUGUUCGACCUCAAGACCGACUACCUUGGCAACAACGCUGCUGGCCUCGAGGCUGCCAUCGCCGCCGACCCCGAGACGAGCAGGAGGAUCAAGGACGCCGUCGAGGUCUUCCAGAAGGCCGAGCUGCAGGCCAAGGCGCUCAUCGACGCCGCCAUCCUCAAGGUCCGGGGUGUUACUGUUGCUGCUUGA